This is a messenger RNA of Puntigrus tetrazona (Sumatra barb), 3431 nucleotides long. It is a transcript of the gene dnajc10, whose product is annotated as DnaJ (Hsp40) homolog, subfamily C, member 10. The record is from RefSeq and is a predicted model, not a curated record. The transcript has 23 exons. NCBI's taxonomy places the organism in Eukaryota, Metazoa, Chordata, Actinopteri, Cypriniformes, Cyprinidae. The coding region runs from base 209 to 2578 and encodes 789 amino acids.
UUGAAAAUAACAUACUUCCGGGAAUUCUUGUUUUCUUACGGCCGCUUGCUUCACGCUGCUGCACCGGUGAUUCGGGAAUAAGAUCAUGAAUUAGGGGACACUGGAGGAGUAAUAAGGAACAUUUAACAAAAGGUGUCUUCAUUGAGGAUGUUCAUCACUCUCCUGUAAGCUCUUCUCCAACCUCGAAAAGCUUAAGAUCCGCAUCAAGAUGCUCCAGAACCAUCAGAGACCUUCCGGGAAGCUGUUCCUGUUCGCUUUCACCGCAUUGUGGCUCUUCGUUACCAUUUCUUCUGAUGAAGAUUACUACAAGCUGCUAGGUAUUUCGAGAGAGGCCGGCACUCGUGAGAUUCGGCAGGCUUUCAAAAAGCUUGCCCUCACGAUGCAUCCGGACAAAAACCCGAAUGAUGCAACGGCCCACGAGAAUUUCUUGAAGAUUAAUCGGGCCUACGAGGUGUUAAAGGAUGAGGACUUGAGGAAAAAUUACGACAAGUAUGGAGAGAAGGGCCUGCAAGAUGAGCAGCAGGGAGGAAGAUAUGAAAGCUGGAACUAUUACAGAUAUGAUUUUGGAAUUUAUGAUGAUGAUCCAGAAAUUACUACACUAGACAGAGGAGACUUUGAUGCAGCUAUAAACUCUGGCGAAGUCUGGUUUGUGAAUUUCUAUUUCCCGCGCUGCUCACACUGUCACGAUCUUGCCCCCACGUGGCGGGAGUUUGCUAAAGAAAUGGACGGUGUGAUUCGGAUCGGUGCUGUGAACUGUGGUGAUAACGGCAUGCUGUGUCGUAGUAAAGGCAUCAACAGCUACCCCAGCCUCUAUGUGUUCAGAGCAGGAAUGAAGCCAGAGAAAUACUACGGCGACAGAACAAAAUCAAGCCUCACCACAUUUGCAAUGCAGUUUGUAAAGAGCAAAGUGACCGAACUAUGGCAAGGGAACAUUUUUAAUGAGAUUGAACGAGCAUUUGCUGAAAGAAUCGGCUGGUUGAUAACCUUCUGCGCUGACACCGGGGAUUGUUUGGAACCUCAGACAAGGCGGAAGCUUGCUGGGAUGUUGGACGGUCUGGUCAAUGUCGGAUGGAUGGACUGCUCCAAACAGGCAGAUCUGUGUGACAGCUUUGAGAUCACCACUAGCACUACUGCCCUCUUUCCCCCUGGCAGUUCUCUUGCUCAGAAAGGCAGCGUCACGUUUAUCCAGAGUUUGGAUACUAAAGAAAUAUAUGCACAAGUGUUGCAGCAUCUACCUGACCUGGAGAUUCUUACAAAGAGCAGCUUUGAGCAUAAAUUGGCUCAUCACCGAUGGCUCAUCAGUUUCUCCUUUGGGCAUAAUGAUCUGGCAUCACACGAAUAUAAAAAACUCAAAUCUCUUCUGAAGGACUCUCACAUACAGGUGGGGAAGGUGGACUGUGUCACAGAUUCAGAGCUGUGUGCUUCUCUAUAUAUACAGAAGCCCUGUGUGGCUGUUUUUAAAGGAGUUGGAAGUCAUGAUUUUGAGAUUCACCAUGGUAAGGAUGCCCUGUACAACGUCGUGGCCUUUGCAAAAGAGAGUGUGAAUGCCCACGUCACCACGCUGAGGCCAGAGAACUUCCCCAGCCAUGAGAAGGAGCCCUGGCUGGUUGAUUUCUUUGCUCCUUGGUGUCCGCCAUGUCGAGCUCUUCUCCCCGAGCUGAGAAAAGCCUCCAUCCAGCUCUUUGGACAAAUGAAGUUUGGGACUCUCGACUGUACUGUGCACGAGAGGCUCUGCAAUACGUACAACAUUCACGCAUAUCCAACAACUGUAAUUUUCAACAAGUCCAGCAUCCAUGAGUACGAAGGCCAUCAUUCUGCAGACGGCAUUCUGGAGUUUAUAGAGGACCUGGUGAACCCUGUGGUGGUGACUUUGACUCCAGAGUCAUUUCAGGAGCUGGUGAAGAGACGCAAGUCGUCGGAGACGUGGAUGGUGGACUUCUACGCUCCAUGGUGUGGGCCCUGCCAGGCCCUGCUGCCCGAGUGGAGAAGAAUGGCACGGAUGCUGAGUGGGAUUGUAAACGUGGGAACAGUCGACUGCCAGAAACACCACUCGUUCUGCCAGGGUGAGAAUGUGCGCGCUUACCCAGAGAUCCGCCUGUUUCCUCAGAACAGCAACCGCAGGGACCAGUAUCAGACUUACAAUGGAUGGCACCGGGAUGCCUUCUCACUCAAGACUUGGGCCUUGAGCUCUCUGCCUCGUGCCUCAGUGGAUCUGUCACCGGAGGACUUUAAGAGAAAGGUUUUGGGAGGGAAGGAUCACUGGGUGUUGGAUUUCUACGCCCCAUGGUGCGGCCCAUGCCAACAAUUCGCCCCCGAGUUUGAAGUUCUUGCCAGGGUGAUGAAGGGAACCGUGCGAGCUGGUAAAGUGGACUGUCAGGCACACUACCAGACCUGCCAGAACGCCGGGAUCAAGGCUUACCCCAGCGUCCGCUUCUACCCCCACCUGGGCACCACACAGCGAGAUCAAGGAGGAGAGCAUAUUAACAGCAGAGACGCCACAGUCAUCGCAGAUAUUCUCCGACAGAGACUCCAGCAGCUAGCGUUACAGGGAAAGUCCAAAUUUAAAGAUGAACUAUAGGACACAUCUUGCGAUCCACAGAAGCUGCUAUACGUGGAGCGGUGAGAGUGAUGGGAGAAAACGCACACUCACGAACUCAUGACGAGCGCGAGAGAUUUGUUUGAGUUUGUUUACUGCCAAAUGGACUGUAGAAAGGAGCGGCUUCACCUCAACUGCUUUAGAGGAGGGAAUCAGGACUCAACAAACACCUCUAAAUGCGUUACUGAUGCAGAAGAGGUCACCACAGUGCAAUUAUUUAUGACUCUCUGUAAUCUGUGAAUGUACUUGUCAAAUAGUCUUCAUUUUCUCACACAGAUUGUAUUUAUGACUGUAACAAUACGAUUUUCUUGCAGCUGAUCCAUUUUGAAUUGGAUUUCUGUGAUUAAAUGAUCUGGUGAAGUACGAUGGAAUGAUAUGUUACUUGGCAAAAUGUAAAUCAAGUUGCAUUUUUUAAAAAUGUUUUUUAAAUGUGCUUCUAGAAGACCUUAUCGUUCUGUCAAAGUUGCCAAAACUAUCAUCAAACCAAAUUAUCGUAGAAGCAUAAAACUACGCUGGCUAUAGAUCAAGUCUGUAGCUGAAUUUGUUUUAUGCUGUAUUUGUUUUGUUGUCUUUUAAUGGUUUUAGUUUGCAGAAAACACAUUUGUUGUAGAAUACGUCUUUUGUUUUUUUUUAACUUGGUUUACGAAUAUUUCUGUAUUAAAGGUGGUCUGAAUGUUUUCCAGGUGGCCACUAGGAGGCGAUGAUUAAACAUCAAUGGCUUCUUCAAGUUCUCAUAGGCCUGUGAAAUUACAUGUUGGCAGUCGUUGUCAUGGAUAUUCAUUAUUGUUUUCUAGAAACAACAGCUAUUAAACAUGACACAACAGUUCCUGUUGAA